Messenger RNA from Panicum virgatum (switchgrass), 648 nucleotides. RefSeq lists its product as uncharacterized. NCBI's taxonomy places the organism in Eukaryota, Viridiplantae, Streptophyta, Magnoliopsida, Poales, Poaceae. The transcript has a single exon. Gene Ontology annotation, biological process: DNA integration. The record is from RefSeq and is a predicted model, not a curated record. The coding region runs from base 1 to 648 and encodes 215 amino acids. Gene Ontology annotation, molecular function: nucleic acid binding.
AUGAAGAAUGUCACGGCUAAUGAUGUGGUGAAAUUCGUCAAGGAGCAUAUUGUAUACAGAUUUGGUAUUCCUCAGACGAUUACUAUCGAUCAAGGGACGGUUUUCAUGGUAGAGGAAUUCAAGAAGUUUACCAAGGAGAUGGGCAUAACUCUGAUCCAAUCGUCUCCGUAUUACGCGCAGGCCAAUGGGCAGGCUGAAGCAUCGAACAAAAGCCUGAUCAAACUAAUCAAGCGCAAGAUCGAUGAGUACCCGAGGCAAUGGCACGAGCAUCUAGCGGAGGCAUUGUGGGCGUAUCGGAUGUCUUGCCAUGGGUCCAUCAAGUGCGUACCGUAUCAGUUGGUCUACGGACAGGAAGCCAUGAUGCCUUGGGAGAUCAACAUCGGCUCUAGGCGUGUUGUGCUGCAAGAUAGAAUAUCAGCCGAUGAGUACUCCUCUCUCAUGAACAUCAACACGGAAGAUCUCACAGAACUUCAGCUUUGGGCUCUGGAAAAGAUCCAGGAGAAUAAGGCAAAGGUCGCCAGAGCUUAUAACAAAAAGGUUAGGCCGAAGAAUUUUCAAGUUGGUGAUCUCGUCUGGGAGUUGGUUUUGCCGAUUGGAAGUAAAGACCCGGGGAGUGGUCACCCAAUUGGCAUGGUCCCUAUCGCAUAG